Microsporum canis CBS 113480 is the source of this 1365-nucleotide messenger RNA. RefSeq lists its product as hypothetical. The transcript is spliced from 3 exons. The record is from RefSeq and is a predicted model, not a curated record. Gene Ontology annotation, cellular component: membrane. Gene Ontology annotation, molecular function: acyltransferase activity, transferring groups other than amino-acyl groups. Bases 1 to 1365 code for a protein of 454 amino acids. Lineage: Eukaryota; Fungi; Ascomycota; Eurotiomycetes; Onygenales; Arthrodermataceae. Gene Ontology annotation, biological process: polysaccharide biosynthetic process.
AUGGCCUCCAAGGCAGGACCUUUGGCGAAACCAUUCAUCGAGACACGAUGGGCUGAUGGCCUUCGGGGUAUCGCAGCCCUCUUCGUUGUUGCAAGUCAUAUCACACUAUGCUUUGCCCGAAGUGUUAUCCCACCUUCUAUAUCUACCGAUGGCCCAAGGAGACUAUUCCAGAACCCCUUUCUUCGUCUUAUCGGCCAAGGCAAUGCAGCCGUCUCCGUCUUUCUCGUCCUCCUUGGCUUCGUCAACUCCCUCAAAACUAUCCAGCUGAUACGCUCCGGCUGCGUACAGGAUGCAGUCUCGACUCUCUCGAUCGGUGCCUUUAGAAGGACGGGCCGUCUUAUGCUCCCUGCCUCUGCGGCAACGCUGAUAUCGUUUAUGCUCUGUGAGCUUGGCCUGUACGGUCUGGCAAGGAGGUCUGAUGCAUACUGGAUAAUGACCACGGCUGCCGCGCCUAGCACAUCUAUAUUCCAAGGAAUCAAGAGCGUCAGCUGGGAAUUGAUUGCGGUUUGGAUCGUGGGGGAGAAUAAAUAUGAUCAGCCGCAGUGGGCGCUGGCGCAUCUCUUCAAGGGCUCGUUCUUCAUCUACAUGGUUCUCCUUGCAACGGCCAAUGCCACACCAGCAUUCAGACUCACUGCUCUCGGAAUCCUCUACGCCUGGGGCUGGAUUGCGGGUGACACUAUCGUUCGACCUAACGUCUUCGCCGGCAUGAUACUGGCCGAACUAACGUACCUCCCACCUCCCAAGAAAUCGAAAAUAACAACCAUACUACCUUACUUCAUCGUCACUCUCGGCCUCUACCUGUGCUCCUAUCCAGACCGGUUUGCCGAUCAGGCUCGCUGGUCUCGCGAACUAGAACAGCUGGGCCGCAUCAUCUUCCCCAAGAACGCAGCCAUGGGCCGUGCCUGGCCUAACCUAGGUGCUCAGCUCCUCUGCUUCGGCGUAAUGUACUCUCCUCAGAUGCGCCAUGUUCUCUCGCAUAAAUGGCUACACUGGAUUGGAGGCCUAAGUUUCUCCAUCUACCUACUCCACGGAAUGCUGAUGCGCACUGUUCUCGCAUGGCUUGUUUUCGGCCCCAACGCCCUCCUUGGCGUCACCAAGCCAGGCAAGCUCGCUAACGGGACUGACGGCCAGGUCGUUCCCCAGCCGGGAGACUUAAUCGUCGCAUGUACGAUACCAGUCUUCCUCGCAAUCAUGCUGUUCGUAGGAAGCCUAUGGAACCGCUUCGUUGAGCCAUACUUCGGCUAUGCAACGAGCGGUCUCGAGUCCUUCGCCAAGUCGUUUGGGAAGAAUCAGUGGCCGUUUAACUCCAUGAACUUGAUGCAAAAUGGAGAGAAGUCGAUUUUGCCCACGGUGCGCAAGGACUAA